AUGCUGGCGAGGCGCGCCGCAGGGCUGCUGCCCGGGCUGGGCCGCUGCGUGGAUGCGACGGUUGUAGGUGGCGCCGCGUGUCUGUUGCGCGAGAUGCCGGCGGCGUCCGCGGGAGCCGCGGAGGAGGGCCGGGAACUGGGGAGGUUGCACACACGGCGCUUCUGCGCGAGUCCCCCGGGGGCGUCUGUGGCGGGGUCUGUGUUCCACCGGAGACCGUUCGCUUCUUACAUGCCGCUGGGCGCCCGAACGGCGAGCUCUGGCGGUCCGUGCCCGCCUCCGUCGCCAACAGCACCGCUGUCAAUCGAGGACCUGUACCAGAAAGUGUACGUCGAGAGCGGAGAGGACUGCUCGCUAUCCGUCGAGGACUUCUACUCCCUGUGCCGGUACCACCACGUGGAGAAUCCGACCGCGGCCCUGCACGCCCUGGAGAGGGAGGCCAAGGUCUUCCGCUACAGCGGGACGCUCUAUACGAGCCCGCGCGCCGUCGCCGACCUCGUGUACCAGGUGAUGCCGGAGCCGCGCGUCACAGAGGACCAACUGCGCCAAGAAAUAGCGCACAUCCGCGAGCAGCUCGACCCCCUGGAGGCCACGCUCCAACAGGCGAACCGCUCGGCCGCCGUCAAGUCCCAGUUCGCGAUGUACGGCACAUUGGGGUUCCUUGUCUUCCAGCUCGUCGCUUUCAUUCGACUGACGUACUACGAGCUGUCCUGGGACAUCAUGGAGCCGACGGCGUACUUCGUGCAGAUCGCCGGGUCCGUCGCCGCCGCCGUGUACUUCAUGGCCGCGGGCCACGACCACGGUUACGAGAGCAUGGAGCGCGUGCUGACGCGACGAUUCACGCGCAAGGCGCUCGAACGGGCGAAGUUCGACGAGGAGCUGCACCAGGAGCUGGUCGAUCGCCUCGACCGCGCCGAGGACCGCCUGCGCCUCGUCCGCAGCCUCGCACAGUCCGCGAAGGCUGCCGGUGCUGCUGGGUGA
This is a messenger RNA of Pedinophyceae sp. YPF-701, 978 nucleotides long. The record is from the annotation of a GenBank genome assembly. NCBI's taxonomy places the organism in Eukaryota, Viridiplantae, Chlorophyta, Pedinophyceae.